UCAUGAAAUAUUAAUUUAUAUUUAAUUUUCGAUAAUUACCGUUCUGUUUAUAUCAAGUAUUAGAUGGAACAGCCAAUCUUCAUUUUAGAGAGGAGGUGAAGUGACUCAAAGGAGAAAAUUACAGGAAACAUCGAGCUGUUGAAAAAUAAAUAUUUUGUAAGAAUUAGUUACUUCAAAAUGGAGUAAGGUGAAACGCAGUUAUUGUUGUGAAUAUUUAUUAAAAUUUUGUGAAAUGACACAUUGAGAAAAUGGUGUAAACAUAAUGUGAAUGUGCCCUAAUUGAAGAUUACAGAGGAAUUAAAUAUAUUUUACCAAUGAUUUCAAUGAAAAUAUUGUGAUAAAAAAGUAUUCUAUAAAAAGUGCUUUUUACAGUUUUAAUAUGGAUGUAAUUCUCGUUCAAGUUUUAGUAUUUUUUGCGUCAUUAUAUGCUAGAAUUUUAUAUAUUGGAUGUGAAGAAAAUGCAGGACCUUUGGCACAUAAUUUUUACAAGAAAGAAAAACCAGUGAUAGAGUUCAGUAAUUCGUCAAUCAAUGCUUCAAGUGGCGAGGUUGUGUUAAACGCAGGGACUUAUGGUUAUGAGAGACCAUUUCGGCAAGGUGACAGUCUUAAUGUUACAUGUUACAGCAGUCUACCGGCACUUUGGGUUGUUGUGCAAGGGGAGGAAACUCUAGGUCCAAACUUUGCUCAGAAUGAUGAUUUAAAGGAAAUUAUUAUCACAGAAAGAGAAACAGUACAAGGUUAUCGAUAUGAAUCAAAUCUCUACAUUGAAAACAUAAAGUAUGAUUAUACAGGACUUUAUGUCUGUCGACUGGAGAAUGAUCUAAACGUAAAUAACAGUGUCUUCAUUUUUGCAAAAGAUAUGGAGAGACCAUUUACAGAUCGACAUUAUGUAAACAUUCCAAACUACCCAAACCAUCUGACCUUGUAUAUGAGUCAAAGCUUCAUAGUGCCAUGUCAGACAAGUUUUCCUGACAUAAACAUCACAUUUCGCUGUAUUUGUCACGAUCCUAAAGUAUUAGGGCCGGAGCAAGGUGUUGUGUUUGAUCCUAAAGAAGGCGUGAAAAUAGCAUCUGUAGACGGCUCGUUUGAUGGGUUGUAUGUGUGUGAGACGAAAUUAAAUAACAUAACAUAUAACAGAACGUUUACAUUUUUGAUACAUGUAACACCAGAUGUUCCUCCUAUGCCAUAUUUGGUUCCAACUGACGAUAUACAUAAAACAAUCGGAGAGUCGUUUACUUUGUCAUGCAAAGUGAAAGUAAUGACCGGUGUUCGGCCAAUUUUGAAAUGGUCAUACUCUACAUCUGCUAAACAGGAUAUUGCAUUGGAGGAUGAUAAUAAUCGAGUGACAAUCAUGAAACCAUAUAGAACAGACAAUGGUGCCACUGGCCUUGAAGAGUUCCGUGGUGACCUUUCAGUGCGUGGCGUUACGUUAGACGAUCAGGGGAUCUACAAAUGUAUUGCAUGGUUAUCUGAUACAAACAAGGGCAGAGUCGAGACCCAUGUUUAUGUUCAUGAAAAAUCUUUCGUAUAUCUAAUGGCAGCAGAAGAAAAUAUUACUGUCAGAGAGAACGUUGAUCAUAAAGCCGAUUUUUAUAUAAAAGUAAACGCCUAUCCAGAGCCAACAUUCUACUGGAAAAAAGAUGGCAGAAAUAUUACCAAACAGGACACGAAGAUUGAGUCACAGAGUUUGAGUAAAGACGAAAUUUUUUUACGAGUCAAGUAUCCGAAACGGGAGGAUGCUGGAACUUACACCAUCAUGGCCUAUGUGCCGGAUAUGUCUACAUCCCUGGAUGUACAUCUUAUUGUGGAAUAUAUUCCUGAGGUUAAUAUUACAUCAGAUAACAGAGGAUCAGAAUACUACCUGACCGACUUCGAUCACAAAAUCAACUGUUCCGUCAAGUCAGUUCCAUUCCCUACAAGAAUAGACUGGUUUGAACAAACUUGUGAAAGUCCUACAAAUUGUACCAUUCACAAUGAUAAAUGGCAGCCAGUCAAUCUGACAGACUUAACAUCAGCAGUAUAUCCAAAACAAGUCAGUUUUAAAGGUGACGACCAAAAGACAAACAUUAGCCAGUUGAUCGUAAGGGACACUAGUGUAGGAAGUUUCAAGUAUUAUAAAUGUACAGGACAUAAUAAAGUUGGUUCGAAGUCAUUCAGAUUGCCAUAUGUUGCAACAGAUGUGAAAAAUGGCUUUGACACCUGGGCACUUGACAGGUAUCCAGUUGUUGGGGAUGUUGUAAAGUUAUAUUUUAAAGCAAGUGUUUGGAAGUAUUCUAACCUGACCGUCAUGAACCGGACUAAUGCGGCACAAGGUGAUCCUGGUUGGGCAGUGAAUAGAACUAACAUUACUCAUGAAAGGGAGGAGCAUGCAAUAAAAACCAUUGUUACCAUAAGCCCUAUCACCAAGUAUGACAAACAUGAUUUUGUAAGCUUUGCAUAUGAUGUCUUUGGCAAGAAGAUUAAUCGACCAAUAGGAAAAAUAUGGUUGUCAGUUCGAGAUAUUGUGCUUCCUUCAUUUUCUACGGAGCCCUCAAAGACUUUCAUUGAUGAUAAUUCAUUUGCCUACGACUGCGAGGUUGAAGGUCUACCGAAACCAGUGGUUUCCUGGUACAAGGAUUUCGAGAAGUUUGACCCACUGAAUAUGACAGAGGGAUAUGACAUCGUGGAUGAGGGACAGAGGUUGAGAAUAAAUGCAACUGAUGCAAGUUUUAGUGGAAUAUAUACAUGUGUAGCGGAGAAUAGAGGAGGUUUUACAGCCAGAAAUUUCACAUUUAAAUAUGCAAAACCAUCAGACAGGGCACCUGCAUUGGCAUCAUGGGAGACAACUAUUAUUAUUGUAUGUUGUAUCGUAGUUGCUGCCCUUGUUGUGGCCUUAGUUGGGCUGUAUUGUGUAAACAAAAGACGGUCAUUAAACCUUCAUAAAGAGUUAGAACAAUAUUUGGUGCACCAAAAGGGCGAAUACAAUCCUGACCUGCCGAUUGAUGAACAGACAUCAUGUAUUAGUUACGAUGAUAAGUGGGAAUUUCCAAAAGAGAGGCUUCGUUUAGGAAUGGUGUUAGGACAUGGAAAUUUUGGUCGUGUUGUGAAAGCUGAAGCUAUUGGUAUAGUGGAGCAUGUGGACGUGUUAAGUGUGGCUGUUAAAAUGGUUAAAGAUUGUACUGACAGACACCAGAUUAUGACGUUACUAUCAGAACUUAAGAUUCUUAUACAUAUUGGCCAGCAUCUAAAUAUACUGAAUCUGCUAGGAGCUGUUACCAAAAAUAUGGCCAGAGGUGAACUUUAUGUUAUAGUAGAGUACUGCCAUUUUGGAAGUUUACGUGAUUACAUAUUAAAACACAAGCAUGAGUUUCAAGACACCAUGAAUGACGACUAUCUUGACCCAGUGACCCAGAAAAUGAAAGAAGCUGGCGAUCUUGCACCGGAAGAAUCUCCAUUGGCCCCGUCAGCAGACCCAGAAAUACACAAACCGUUGUCGUCUGCAAAGAAACCAUAUUAUAUGAAUAAAGCAGCUCCUGACCACACAGGUGCUGCAGUAGGACCACCUCUCACGAAGAAAAAUAUGAUAUCGUGGUCAUUUCAAGUAGCGAGGGGAAUGGAAUAUCUAGCUUCCAAAAAGUAUAUACACAGAGAUCUGGCUGCCAGAAAUGUGUUGCUGGCAGAAGACAAUGUUGUCAAGAUAUGUGACUUUGGUUUGUCAAAAGACUGCUACAAAUAUGCAAAUGAGGAGUACAGGAAGAAAGGAAGUGGCCCAGAACCAUUGAAGUGGAUGGCAGUAGAGUCUCUCACACACAAAGUAUAUACCACUAAAAGUGAUGUCUGGUCGUAUGGUAUAUUCCUAUGGGAAGUUUUCUCUCUAGGAGGAGUGCCGUAUCCUGGUAUUGACCUGAACAAGAUUACUAGGAUGAUUCAGGACGGGUACCGCAUGGAACAGCCCGCCCAGGCCUCCGAUGAAAUAUACAAUGUGAUGUUGGCUUGUUGGAGGACAGACCCUGAGGAAAGACCAACAUUUACUAAUCUAGUCAAUGACAUGGGCGAUUUCCUAGAAGAUAAUGUAAAACAGUAUUAUUUGGAUCUUGGUUGCAAUUUUGACGGGGAUGAUGAUGCAGGUGCAGAAGGAGCGACAGGUUUUGAGCCUGGAUAUCUAAGUAUGAACUCGAUGGCUAUAGAAGAGCCUACUGAUUAUACAAAGAUGUCAUUAGCCCCGCCCCCACCGACAGAUCCUCCCACAACUGUAGACUUGAUGAAGUCUAGUGAUACUGAUAAGUUAAUUGUGGAUUUAAAGCGAAGUAAGAAAGAGGAGGAUGAGGAAGAGAGAUAUGUGAAUUUUGAUUUAACUAAAAAAAAUGCAGCCAAAGAUAGGUUGAAAAAUAAGCAACAAGACUUAGAGGUUCAGCCUCUUAUUCACAAUGUGGAUGAAAUUCAGACAAGAGAUUCUCCCGGGCGGAGAAAACGUCUUGUAAACGGGUCACCGGUUCGGUUAAAUACACAGGCAGAAGUUCAUGGUAAUGAUGACAGUGAUAGUGGACAUGAAAGUUUCGCUCCUGGCAGUUCGCCAGAUAAAACUGAGGAAAAUGACGGUUAUUUGUCACCAAAGAGUUUGACCAUGCAGGAUGUGCCAAUGUUUGAAGUGAAUGGCAUAACCCCUACAAAGGGGGGAAACUCUAAGAAUGUAGGAAACGGGAAAGCUAGAUUAUUAUCUGAUGGGUAUAAUUUCAACGACUUUCCGCCUCCAGAUUAUAGAGCUGUGAUGGAAUCCACUGAAACCAAUGUCUGAAAGCAAAGGUUGUAUGGCCAGUCAAGGUCAUUUCUUCAUACCAAAAAAAAACUUACAUCGCAGCUGUUCCAUUUUACUCCCUAUGGUAGUUUAAUCUUUUAGAUCAGUUAUUUUGACAAAACGGAAGUGCUACAAUCAGAAGUUGUGCAAUACUUUGAUUUUUAUUGUUAAUAGAAUGGUAAAAUUGCUAAACAGUUUAAAAUAGUUUUAAGUUUAAAAGUUUUUGUUGUGCAUUAUAGGUUAUCAGUUUUAAAAUAAAAUAAGAGAAGAGUUAUGCAUCAAGUUUCAUUAUGAUUAUACAUGUCAAUACUUAACACAUGGUUAACACAGCACCAAAUGCAUAUAAGACAUGCCUGAAUAAGUAGCAUAAUGUGUUCUGCCUAAAUAGGUAGAAAAAUGUGCUAUUUUGGUACAUGUGUUAUGCCUAAAUAAGUUGCAAAAGUGUGCUAUUUUGGCACAAGUGUUUUGCCUAAAUAGGUUGAAAAUGUGCUGUGUUGGCACAUGUGUUAUGCCUAAAAUUGAAAAAUUUUGCUAUUUUCGUAAAGGUGUUUUGCCUAAAUAAGUAGCAAAUUGUGCUAUUUUGGCACACAUAUUGUUAGCUGUCAUAUUUUUAUGAUGUCAUCAUUUCAUCAAUAUUAUUGUAAUGUUAAGUUGUUAAUUUUCAUGUCACAAAAAAUAGGAACCAAAGAAACUUAUGGCUUUUGUUAUUUGUUCAUCAGAUGUUGGUCACAUUAUAUGUAUUGUUCUUUAACAUUUUCAACUGCUGAAUGAAAACUUCAUCAUUUACCUGUAAACAUGUAUUACUAAUGCUACUUACUUUUUUUAUAAGAUCUUUGUGAUAAUUUAGAGGUUGCAAUUUGAUAGAGGUAUGCGUAUAUGAAGUUGCCAUUGUUGGUAGUUCUGUUAAGUUAAAAUAAGUAAAUAAAAGCACACAUUUUCUUUACAAAGGAAUCCCAGAUUAUUCUUUACAAAGGAUGACUGUAUUUUUCUUUACAUAGGAUAACUGCAUUAUUCUUUACAAAGGAUAGCUUUUUUAUUCUUUACAAAGGUUAUCUACAUUAUUCUUUACACUUUGUGUUAUUGCAUUAUUCUUUACAAAGGAUAAAAAGAUCCCUGUGUUCUGUACAAAGGUUAUCUACAUUAUUCUGUUCAAAGUGUUACUGCAUUAUUCUUAAUAAUGGAUAGCUCUCUAUUCUUUACAAAGGAUAGUUGUAUUAGUAUUGAAAAUUGUUUAUUUGGUAUAUGGAGUCAGCUAUAAAUGAAGUGUUUUUGUAUUAAUAUAAUUUAUAUUGUUAUUAAAAUUUGCCCUAAAAAUAAGGCAGGACCUCUGCCUUAAGGCAUGUUUCUUUAGCAUAAUGCAACCUCUAUUGAUCAAAGUAAAAAACAUGUGCCUUUAAACUAGGUCUUACUUUAAUACUCAAAACUAGUCUUCCAAAAUUUGAACAAGUGCCUGUUAUUGCAGUGUUUUAUUAAGAUAGAUUUUUCAGGGAAUUCCUUGUUUUAUUAAGAUAGAUUUUUCAGGGAAUUCCUUUUUUUCUCAAAAUUUCCACUUUUGUGCCUUAAAAAGAUGUUUCAGGGAAUUCCCCUUUUUCUUCAAUUUUUUACUUUUGUGCCUUAUAUUUUUAUAGUGUGAAAAUGUCACAGGUUUCUGUAAUAAUUUUGUUCACUAUAUAUCUUCUAACAUAUGUGAAAUGAAUUUUCCCUACUUUGAAUCUGGAACAGUCCUUUCAAAGUUUUGUAUGAAAAUACAAAAUUGAGCAAUCAACAGUACAGCACAGUUUUGCAGGCUGGCCUGGCUCUAUACUUGUGGCAAAGGCUGAACGUUUUCAGUUUGAGCAGGAUGAAUGAUAUGUAUGUUAUUUUAAUAAAAAGAUCAUUGUAUUGUCCAAGAUCUCAACAGUUUAAAAAGAUCUGUCUGUUUUUAAGUAAGUAAUUGUCAGAAGAUACAAAAGACAAUUUAAGAGUGCAAUCUGAAGUAGAUUUUCUGCAAGAAACGAAAUGACUUGUAGCAGUGGUAAUUUUUCAUCAUUUUUUUUAAAAAAAAUUUUAAUAUCAUGAGGAUACAUUCAUUGUUGCAUGAAUCAUGUGCUUUGAACUCAUUAUAUUUUUGUCCUACUUAAGUGGUUUUUAUUCAUGAAUUCAGAAGUCUGAGAACAUGUCAUCUAUUUAUUUGAUUAAUAUAUCUCCAAAGAAAAUAUUUGGAAUCUUUAUCAUGUAUCUACUAGUUAAUGACCACUACUUAUCGAAGUAGAAACAGUAAAUGGCAUAAUCAUAGAUGUUUAUGUUUUUGAUGCACUUUGGGUGUUAUGUUUUUUUUGUGUGUUUUUUUGGUGUACUUUAUUUUUUUGAGAAAUUGCUAUAGAAACUUGUCCUUGUGCAUGAAACUCGUACAAUAUGUAAGAGAAAUUUCACAAGAAGAAAAAGUUAAGGAGUUAAAGUGACAUUAUGCCAAUCCAAGUGUAAAAGAUCAGUAAACAGGUAAAAAUAAAAAUAACUUAACAAUUUCCCAAUAAUUGUGUUCAAUUUUGUAUUUUGCUAUGAAAAAAUGAUCAAUAAUUCAUUUGACUAACAGAAUUUUCCAUAAAUCUCGUUCAGAAUGUAUAAGUAAUGCUCAACUCUUAAAUAGAGUGAGACAGUCUUAUUAUUACUUAGGUACUUUUUACCUUGUGUGAUACACAUAUUUCAUUAUCAAUUAUUGGUCAAUCACCAUUAUAAUAGCCAACCUUUAGAAAUAUAUUACUAAUUCAACUUAACUUGACCUCAAAAAGUAAGCAUAAUGUCACUUUAAGUUUAUGCAAAAUAUGCAUUUUCUGCCUUAUUUAACACAGUUACAGUCCUUUAACUCAUUGAUUGUGGAAUAUACAUAUAUAAUGCAGUUAUUCCCCUUUGUUUUCAAUUUAAUUGAAAAUAUUAAAUGCAGUUACUGCCCUUGUUUUAAAUUGAUUGUAAUGAUUUGAUGCAAUAAUUGCCCUUUGUUUUUAGCUCACCUGUCACAAAGUGACAGGGUGAGCUUUUGUGAUCGCUUUUCGUCCGGCGUCCGUCCGGCGUCCGUAAACUUUUACUUUAAAUGACAUCUCCUCAUAAACCACUUGGCCAAUUUCAUCCAAACUUCACAGGAAUGUUCCUUUGGUGGUCACCUUUAAAAAUUGUUCAAAGAAUUUAAUUCCAUGCAGAACUCUGGUUGCCAUGGCAACCGAAAGAAAAAACUUUAAAUAUCUUCUUUUAAAAAACCCUAAGAGCUAGAGCUUAGAUAUUUGGCAUGAAACAUCUUCUAGUAAGAGUCUACCAAGUUUGUUCAAAUAAAAGCCCUGGGGUCAAAAUUGGCCCCGCCCCAGGGGGUCAUUGAUUUUCCCUAUAUGCAUAUAGUAAAAACUUACAAAAUCUUCUUUUAAAGAACCCAAAGAGCUAGAGCUAAGAUAUUUAGCUUGAAACAUGUUCUAAUGAAUGUCUACCAAGUUUGUUCAAAUAAAAGCCCUGGGGUCAAAAUUGGCCCCGCCCCAGGGGGUCAUUGAUUUUCCCUAUAUGCAUAUAGUAAAAACUUACAAAAUCUUCUUUUAAAGAACCCAAAGAGCUAGAGCUAAGAUAUUAAGCAUGAAACAUCUUCUAGUUAGUGUCUACCAAGUUUGU
This is a messenger RNA of Ruditapes philippinarum (Manila clam), 8401 nucleotides long. RefSeq names its product vascular endothelial growth factor receptor 1-like. Gene Ontology annotation, molecular function: transmembrane receptor protein tyrosine kinase activity; ATP binding. Bases 380 to 4774 code for a protein of 1464 amino acids. Gene Ontology annotation, biological process: cell surface receptor protein tyrosine kinase signaling pathway; multicellular organism development; positive regulation of kinase activity. The record is from RefSeq and is a predicted model, not a curated record. The transcript has 24 exons. Lineage: Eukaryota; Metazoa; Mollusca; Bivalvia; Venerida; Veneridae. Gene Ontology annotation, cellular component: signaling receptor complex.